Messenger RNA from Puccinia graminis f. sp. tritici CRL 75-36-700-3, 402 nucleotides. RefSeq lists its product as uncharacterized. NCBI's taxonomy places the organism in Eukaryota, Fungi, Basidiomycota, Pucciniomycetes, Pucciniales, Pucciniaceae. The transcript is spliced from 3 exons. Bases 1 to 402 code for a protein of 133 amino acids. The record is from RefSeq and is a predicted model, not a curated record.
AUGAGAGAGUUUAGCAUUCAAUCCCCCAACAACGGCACUGUUCUUGCUGCUGCCACGGUUGCCUCCCAUCAAGUGAUCAACUCACACCUGGAGGCUCAAGAACCUCAAAGAGCCCUUGGCAACAUUGAAGCUCUUUUGGAAAGGAUGGAGGUGCGACUCAACGGAAGGUCUGUGCUCAGGGAGGAGAGAAUUAUAACACACAUUGAUGAAACGUCUCAGGCAAUGGAGCAGCUCCUCACAGCACAAAUUGAGGCAAAGACUACACUCGUGGAGGAGAGGAUAAUGGCACACUGGGAUGAAAGGUUUGAGGAGCUCACCAACACCAUCAACAACAUCAACGGGCUCCUCAAUGCAGCUGGCCUUGUUUUCUGUGGUGCUGGUUGCCCCCAUCCUCUUCCAUAG